GCAGGCAACGUGAUGGGAAUUACCAAAUCAUUUUUACAACAUUAGAUUGCAUGAUAGAGAAACACCCAGGGUUUUUGGGGGUCUUUUGCUUUGCAGAGACAUAAGGGUGUUCUCGACAUCCAAGUCUCGCGAGAGCGUUGGACAGCUGACAGCUGAUUUCUCCUUGGCUGUAGGAGGAAACCACAAUCUUCAGUACUUUUGGUUUGCGUCCCAAGGGAAUACGUUCGGGUUUUGGCUAGAGUCAUGUGCUCGGGUCUGCAGGUAGAUGUUCCUCUAGCUGUGGUUGAGGAGAUCCUCCUGAAGCUGCCCGCUCAUCAGGUGGUGCGAGUCUGUCGUCUGGUGUGUCACGAGUGGAAGGAGCUGGUGGACAGUGCUGCACACUGGAGAGAGCGCUGCCGGAGAGAGAGGAUCCAGCCGUGUGAUGCUUCCAGACUGCCAGACGACUGGCGCUUGUUUUACUUCUUAACUAGGAAACGACGUAACUUGCUCAAGAAUCCCAGAGCGGAAGAUAAACUUAAAGGUUGGAAUAUUAUACAGAAUGGAGGUGACCGGUGGGCAGCGGAGGACAAUAGGAAACCAUUUCCGGAUGAGACCGUCACAAAAUGUUUUGUAACAUCUUACGGGUUAUGUUUGAAGCAACAGGUUAUUGAUUUGAAGAAAGAAGGCUACGUUGAUGCAUUCAUGGAUCAAAUGCAACCUCCUAUCAAAAUCACAGACUGGUACGCACCACGCCUCGAUUGUGGGUGUCUUUAUGAGAUCAAUGUACAGUUGCUUGAUCACAAAAAAAAACAUAUAUGUUCCAUUGAGCCUGAGAAAGUUCGUUUUGAACAGUGGAAUGAUGAGCCGUGGUGUCAAAUGACUCAUAUCUUUAGGGAUUAUGGACCCGGGGUUCGGUUUAUUCGUUUCACUCAUGGAGGGCAGGAUACACAGUUUUGGGCAGGCUGGUAUGGGAUACGGGUCACUAACAGUAGUGUGGAGAUCUGUCCGGCUGAAGAGAGAUAGUGCUUAUACAUAUAUAUAAUUCUAAUGAUGUAAUAUGCUUUAAAGUACAUUUUUACAAAGCUGUAUGGAUUUGUUCUCAAUAAUUGCUAUGUGGUAAACCGUUCAAAUAAAGGAUCUUAUUAAAUACAGGUAUAGAUAUGCAGUUAACAAAUUAUUUUACUUAAUGAAAUUAAUCAGUUUGCAUAACUGCAGUAACUGAUUACAAAAUGAAGGUGAUGGUAUGUCCUUUAGUGCAGAUUCACCACAGCUGCAGCAAGUAAUUUGGAGGUUUAUGGUUUUCUAUUGAUUUUACUGAACAUAAUUAAAAUUUAAAUGUCUUCGGGAUGCGGUUGUUGCAGUUAUUAAGUUAUUGUAUAGUUCUAAAUGAAUGUGAGAAAUGUAUACAAUGGAAAGAAAGUGAAUGGAUACGAGAAUGUUACAAUGUUUUGCAAAUGUUUUUAACAAUAAAAACAUAAUAAAAUAUAUCACAUUUACAGAAA
This is a messenger RNA of Puntigrus tetrazona (Sumatra barb), 1481 nucleotides long. RefSeq names its product F-box only protein 6-like. The record is from RefSeq and is a predicted model, not a curated record. NCBI's taxonomy places the organism in Eukaryota, Metazoa, Chordata, Actinopteri, Cypriniformes, Cyprinidae. Bases 244 to 1002 code for a protein of 252 amino acids. Gene Ontology annotation, biological process: glycoprotein catabolic process; SCF-dependent proteasomal ubiquitin-dependent protein catabolic process. Gene Ontology annotation, cellular component: cytoplasm; SCF ubiquitin ligase complex. The transcript has 6 exons. Gene Ontology annotation, molecular function: ubiquitin protein ligase activity; protein binding.